Molecule: messenger RNA, 3588 nt
Organism: Gopherus flavomarginatus (Mexican gopher tortoise)
Lineage: Eukaryota; Metazoa; Chordata; Testudines; Testudinidae
Gene: NR1H3
Product: nuclear receptor subfamily 1 group H member 3
Exons: 9
Coding region: 405-1634 (409 amino acids)
Biological process (GO): negative regulation of inflammatory response; negative regulation of transcription by RNA polymerase II; cell differentiation
Molecular function (GO): zinc ion binding; nuclear receptor activity; RNA polymerase II cis-regulatory region sequence-specific DNA binding
Source: RefSeq, a predicted model, not a curated record
AAAAGCUCAAGCAUGUGACUCUGAGGCUGCUGCUCACAUUACAUCACUGCAACUUCAGCAGCAGUUCCAAGAAGUAAAUAUUAAGUGUUGGCUGUGCUCACCCGGUCGCCCUCUCUCCUGAGUCCUGGCAUUCCUGUGCCCGUGGGACCAACUGGGUUGCGCCGAACAGGUCACUCCCUCUCCUCUGGCCUGUGUUAUUCCCGUAUUGAGCAGGUCACGUCCAAUCCCGGGGUUGCUGGCGUUCCUGUGCCACGGAGGAGCUGCAGAACAGAGCUUACUGGCACUUCCAGUUAGUUUUUAAACAGCAGAGAGAAUCUUACAGCCUUGAAGACUUCUGCAGUAUCACACACAGCGGUAACCAUGCUACAGAGAUGAAAUGAUAGGGAGUCUCGCCAGUGUAUCCCAUGGGUCCCACACAGCUUGCUGCACAGGAUCAUGGGAAAAGGGUGGCAAGUGUAUUUGAAAUGGAGGAGGAAGGGUUUUCACUCUUCCAUGGCUCGGAGGUCCCCCUCGAGCAUGCAGAAAAUCCACCCCUGAAGCGGAAGAAGGGUCCAGCCCCCAAGAUGUUGGGGAAUGAAGUGUGCAGUGUAUGUGGGGACAAGGCCUCAGGCUUCCACUACAACGUGCUGAGCUGCGAGGGCUGUAAGGGCUUCUUCCGCCGCAGCGUCAUCAAGGGUGCCCAGUAUGUCUGCAAGAACGGCGGCAAGUGUGAAAUGGACAUGUACAUGCGGCGCAAGUGCCAGGAGUGCCGGCUGCGCAAGUGCCAGGAGGCAGGCAUGCGGGAGCAGUGUGUUUUGUCCGAAGAGCAGAUCCGACUGAAGAAGCUCAAGAAACAGGAGGAUGAUCAGGCUCGGACAGUGGUUGUGCGCCCAAACCCCCCAUCUCCACCCAACACCCCCUAUAAACUGACACCCGAGCAGCUGGGCAUGAUAGAAAAGCUUGUGGCAGCUCAGCAGCAGUGUAACCAGCGCUCAUUCACAGACAGGCUCAAAGUGACGCCAUGGCCUCAGGCUUCAGACCCUCAUAACCGUGAGGCACGGCAGCAGCGUUUUGCUCAUUUCACUGAGCUUGCAAUCAUCUCUGUGCAAGAGAUUGUGGACUUUGCCAAACAGCUGCCUGGCUUCCUGGAGCUCACCAGGGAAGAUCAGAUUGCUCUGCUGAAGACAUCCACCAUAGAGGUGAUGCUGUUGGAGACAUCCCGGCGCUAUAAUCCAGAGACUGAAAGCAUCACCUUUCUGAAGGACCUGAGCUAUAAUCGGGAUGACUUUGCCAAAGCAGGCCUGCAGUUUGAGUUCAUUAACCCUAUCUUUGAGUUUUCAAAGGGAAUGAAUGACCUACAGCUCAACGAUGCUGAAUAUGCACUUUUAAUCGCCAUCAACAUUUUCUCUGCAGACCGACCAAAUGUGCAGGAUCAGUCGCUGGUGGAGAGACUGCAGCACACCUACGUAGAGGCCCUUCAUUCUUACAUUUGCAUCCACAGACCAAAUGACCAUCUGAUGUUCCCUCGGAUGUUAAUGAAACUGGUCAGUCUUCGGACUCUAAGCAGUGUCCACUCCGAACAAGUUUUUGCCCUUCGACUACAGGACAAGAAACUCCCUCCCCUGCUCUCAGAAAUCUGGGAUGUGCAUGAGUGACUAUGUGCUCCCAGGGCACUGACCUGCUGAAGUAACACCACCUCCGAUCCCUUGCUAACAAGAAGCCAGCCUCCCCUCUCCAAAGCGCUGAACUAGGGGCUGGGCUGGGCUGGGCAGUGCAGAGUGAUGAGCCUGUGGUUUCUCUGAUGUGAUGAGACUGUGCAUAAGGCAUCUGGGAGAGAUCAGAUGUUUUUGUAAUCUUUGAUUUAGUGCCUCCUAGAAAUGGGAUCAUGUGUGAAACACCUGAAAAUGGUAGAGAUGAACAUCUCACCCCAAAUGUUUCUUCAAUGUCUGUCUUUUUUCUAAGUAUGUGUUCUGGGGUUUUGCCCCCCCAUCUUUCCCUUCUCAUUGAUUCUGAAAGUGAAUUUGCAGGAACUUGUUAAACGUUCACUGAGAGCAUCCUAGCCCCAAAGGCUUCCCCAGGGUUCUUAGGCAGGGUUCCCUGUGUAUGUGGACUUGAGGAACUCAGGGAAGCUUAUAUGGAUGUGCUGGGGGUUUUCUUAUAUUCCCUGUAUUUAAAGUCUCUAUGAUGUGCUGUCCUUCACAAAGAUUCCCAGAGAAGAGGCUGUUGGUCGCAUUCCCUCUUUGUGAAGCUUCAUUUCUAGAGCUGUCCUUUCAUUCUGGCCCUCCUUGGGCAAGUAGAUCCGUGGAAUGUGCAGUGCCAUUUACUGAAAGUUAUUCUGUGGACAUCUUGUAUGUACCAUAGAGAAACCAUGGAUCAUUUAGCUGUUUUUUAAAAACAAGAUUGCCUAUCAUUAUAGUAUCUUUUGGUUUGCUAGCAAGUGAAAGCAAUAAACCAUGGAAUAGAUUUUGUGUUGAGGUUUGUGGAGGAGAAGAGAGAGGAAUGGAAGCAUCAGUGUCUGGGCAGUAGAGGUGGUGGAAGUAUAUCAAGAACCAUGAAAAUGUUAGUAUAUUUAGCGGGUUCCAGUGAGACUGAAGAUUAUCAGCUGGGGACAGAGAAUGCACUGUAUUUAUAGCAUAUUAGCAGGAAUUGCCUAAUCUAUGGGCUGCACAACUCUCUCAGAAUCCUGUCUGCAGGAAUAUUGAGCAUAACCACCUCUGUCCAAGUAUUCUCCCUUAUGCAAAAGGUCUUUUCAAGUGUAUGGUCAUUUGUUAGUGAUUAGUGGGAUGUGGAGGUAUCUUGGUAUGAUGAGUACCCUUCUGCUCUUGUAUAUGAAACAGGGUUAAAAAAAGAACUAGAUAAAUUCAUGGAGGAUAGAUCCAUCAAUGGCUAUUAGCCAGGGUGGGCAGCGAUGAUGUCCCUAGCCUCUGUUCGCUAGAAGCUGGGAAUGGGUGACAAGGAAUGGAUCACUUGAUAAUUAUCUGUUUUGUUCAUUCCCUCUGGGGCACCUGGCACUGGCCACUGUCUGAAGACAGGAUACUGGGCUAGAUGGGCCUUUGGUCUGACCCGGUAACGCUGUUCUUAUGUACUUCUUAAAUCCUCUCCUUUCCACCUUGUGCAUGGUAAGACUCGCCAGUGACCCCUUGGUCCAUAAAUAUUUUAGUAUUUAGAGCAAUAAUUGGUUUGACAAAACAGAAAAAUGUCAUUGCAAAAUGAGUUUCUCAUUCUGCAAGAAAAAACAAACAGUAUUUGAUCCCAGAUAUGUAACCCCAAGUCCUCUGGUUUCAUGUAUUUUGUCUCUAACAGGGAUAUAUGUUUGCUUGCCCAGUGAGCAUCCUGAGAGGCUGGGUUCACAAGGCUCAUAGUUUUGGGCUGUGUAUGUGAGCACCAGGCCUGUGGCAAAGGCUUUUUGUCCAUUUUGCACUCAAGGUUGGUCCCUGCCUUUAGCCUUCAUUCUGCACCUUUGUAAAGCACUUGUAAUAAUCUGUAAAAUAAUCUGUUAUUUUUUAUAACUUGUUGCAAUUGCAAAAUUUCUUGUUUAAAUCUGUAUUUUUAACUAAUCUGUUUGAGAAAUGUUAAUGUUUAUACAAAAGAAUAAAGCCUAAUACAGGA